AUUAGUUAGAAAAAAUAAUGAUAAUAAAUUCCUGGGAAAGAGAUUACAACUGAUGUUGGAGGAAGCGCAUGCAAAACCUCAGCAAUGGCGCUUAAAACCCUAUCCACAUUUUUAACACCACUUUCUCUCCCAAACCACAAAUUUCUACAACAUCACACCAAACCACGCUUCAUUCUCUGCGAAUUUUCACGUCCUUCCAAAUCUCGUUUUCCCGCCGCCGUACCAGAAGGCACCGGCGCUGCUGCUCCGUCACCGGGCGAGAAGUUUCUCGAACGACAACAGUCAAUUGAGGCUGCUAAACUCAUCCUCAAAGACAACAAGAAGAGUAGAAAGAAAGAGAACAAGCCUCUUAAAGCUUCCAAUGCCGUCGCUUCUUGCUAUGGCUGCGGUGCUCCUUUACAAACUUCCGAUACCGAUGCUCCUGGUUUUGUCGAUCCGGAAGCCUAUGAGUUGAAGAAGAAACAUCACCAGCUUAAAACUGUUCUAUGUAGGCGGUGCCGUCUUUUGUCUCAUGGCAAAAUGAUAACUGCCGUUGGAGGACAUGGAGGAUACUCCGGUGGAAAUCAGUUCAUUACGGCGGAAGAGCUUCGACAAAAAUUGUCUCAUUUGCGUCAUGCCAAAGCUCUAAUUGUCAAAUUGGUUGAUAUUGUUGACUUCAAUGGCAGUUUUUUGUCUCGAGUGCGAGAUCUUGCUGGUGCCAAUCCUAUAAUAAUGGUGGUGACUAAGGUUGAUCUCCUUCCAAGAGACACUGAUCUUAAUUGUAUUGGAGAUUGGGUUGUAGAGGCUAUCACAAGAAAGAAGCUGAAUGUUCUCAGUGUCCAUCUCACCAGUUCAAAAUCAUUGGUAGGAAUAACUGGAGUGAUAUCAGAAAUCCAAAAAGAGAAGAAGGGAAGAGAUGUUUACAUUCUGGGAUCAGCUAAUGUUGGGAAAUCCGCUUUCAUCAAUGCCUUAUUAAAAACAAUGGCUUAUAACGAUACAGUGGCUGCAGCUGCACAAAGAUACAAACCAAUACAGUCUGCUGUUCCUGGAACUACCUUGGGGCCAAUUCAAAUUGAUGCUUUCCUUGGAGGAGGGAAACUGUAUGACACUCCAGGAGUUCAUCUCCACCAUAGGCAAACUGCAGUUGUUCAUUCUGAAGAUCUAUCCUCGCUUGCUCCUAAAAGCCGGCUGAGGGGCUUAUCUUUCCCAAGUUCUCAAGUAGUUUCGGACAAUACAGAGAAAGGUGCUUCAACAGUAGAUGGGUUAAAUGGAUUUUCAAUAUUUUGGGGAGGUCUUGUUAGAAUCGAUGUCUUGAAGGUUCUACCAGAAACAUGUUUGACAUUUUACGGUCCCAAACGACUACCAGUUCAUAUGGUGCCCACAGAGAAAGCAGAUGAGUUUUAUCAGAAAGAACUUGGAGUUCUGCUAACCCCACCAAGUGGAAGAGAGAAGGCUGAGAACUGGAGAGGACUUGACUCAGAACGUAAAUUGCAAAUAAAAUUUGAAGAUGCUGAAAGGCCAGUUUGUGAUAUUGCUAUAUCAGGUCUAGGGUGGCUUACUGUUGAGCCAGUUAGUAGGUCACACAAAUUUUCACAACAAAAAUCGAUAGACACCGCGGGGGAAUUGCUUUUAGCCGUACACAUCCCUAAACCUGUUGAGAUUUUUGUGAGGCCACCGUUACCUGUAGGCAAGGCUGGAGCAGAGUGGUACCAAUAUAGAGAAUUAACGGAUAAGGAGGAGGAAGUGAGACCAAAAUGGUACUUUUGAAUUAUGUAUGUUCUGUUUUUCCUUUUCUUUUUCUGCUUUUGGGGAGUGGAGGCGGUACAUGGAAAGCUCCAAAGCAUGUACAGUGUAUGUACUCAGUAGGCAUACCGUACUCGUGGUUACACUUUUUGUCCUUGUUAUUCUUGAGUGAAAUUUAUGACUUUUAACAUAUGUUAAUAAAAUUAUUUGGAUAUUUGAGUUUC
Messenger RNA from Cicer arietinum (chickpea), 1946 nucleotides. Its product is annotated as putative nitric oxide synthase. The record is from RefSeq and is a predicted model, not a curated record. Lineage: Eukaryota; Viridiplantae; Streptophyta; Magnoliopsida; Fabales; Fabaceae. Gene Ontology annotation, molecular function: GTPase activity; GTP binding.